Molecule: messenger RNA, 1652 nt
Organism: Styela clava
Lineage: Eukaryota; Metazoa; Chordata; Ascidiacea; Stolidobranchia; Styelidae
Product: PCI domain-containing protein 2-like
Biological process (GO): post-transcriptional tethering of RNA polymerase II gene DNA at nuclear periphery; poly(A)+ mRNA export from nucleus; transcription elongation by RNA polymerase II
Cellular component (GO): transcription export complex 2
Molecular function (GO): RNA binding; double-stranded DNA binding
Source: RefSeq, a predicted model, not a curated record
UUUGAGGACUGUCUGUGUUAGCCCCAUGCCCAUAGGUUUCAGUCACUUCACACAAUUUGAUGUAAAAUAGGCGAACAAAAUUAGUUAUUACCUUCAUAUUGGUACACAUACUUCUGGAGCGCUGAUAUAUGUCAUUGUAGUAUAUGACAGGUCUAGACUAGCUAUCUAAAAAUAAAUUAUAUAUUGGCACAGUAUUUUACUAGUAAUUGUAAAAAAGGGUUAGUUAAACAAAUAUUGUUGUAAAACAUGAGCUGAACAAACUCUUUGUUUUGUUUUUUGUUAUUUAAUCUUUAGAAUAUCUCAAUAAUAGAGUAGUAAAUACAACUUGCUCAUCUGUCAUUUAUGUUGGUUUAUUUUAAGUUUUAUCAAGUUAUUCCAACAUGGAGUUCCAUUCCCUAAAUCAAUAUCUGCAAGAAGUUUCAACAGCAUUAGAUGAAUGUGAUGGUGAAGCACUGGCAAGUUUUGUCUCCUUCAAAGAUCCCCACAUUGCAAAUUCCAAGCUACAGAGAGAUGAUCCAGAGGGAAGUUGCCAAAGAUAUUUAGAGAGUCCAUAUGAUAAAUUAUUUGCUGCUCAUGUAAAAGCCUGUUUCUCUGUUGCAAGUCACAAUUUCAAGGAUGCUCAUGGAUAUCAAGUUCUGGCUAUACAGUCAUUUGUUAAAGCUUUCCAAUUACAAAAAGAUGAAAAUUGGGCUCUUCCAAUCAUGUAUGCAUUAAUUUUGGAUCUGAGGACAUUUGCAAAUAAUGCUGAUAGAGAAUUACAAAGAACGGGCAAAGGGAAGAAGGGUGAUAUGCUGGAAAAAGCUGCAGACACUGUGAUGAGCUGUUUUAGAGUUUGUGCUAGUGAUGGGAGAUCAUCAAUUGAAGUGUCAAAGAAAUGGGGAAUGUUAUUUUUAGUCAAUCAACUUUUUAAAAUUUAUUUUAGAAUAGGAAAACUACACCUUUGCAAACCAUUAAUUCGAGCCAUCGAGAGUAACAAUAUAAAAGAAAGGUUUACUUUGGCCCAGAGAGUGACCUAUAAGUUUUAUGUCGGUCGUAAAGCAAUGUUUGACAGUGAUUAUAAAAUGGCUGAUGAUUAUCUAACAUUUGCAUUUGAGAAUUGUCACAGAAAUUGCAAGAAAAAUCUGCGGAUGAUUAUGACGUACCUGGUACCUGUUAAAAUGUUGUUGGGGAAUCUUCCUCCACAAGAAUUAUUAGAACGACAUAAUUUAACGCACUUUGGUGCUGUGGCCCAAUCAGUAAGGACUGGAAAUGUUCAACUUCUUGACAAAACUUUGGAAACGCACGAAACAUUUUUCAUAAAAACAGGAGUUUAUCUCAUUUUAGAAAAAUUACGAGCAGUUGUUUUAAGGACACUAUUCAAGAAAGUUACAGAGUUGCUAAAAACUCACCAAGUUCCAUUGCAAGCGUUUCAAGAUGCUUUGGAAAUGCAAGGGCUUGCUGACAUAGAUAUGGAUGAAACAGAGUGUAUCGUGGCUGGUUUAAUAUAUUCAGGAAAUAUCAAAGGAUACAUAUCUCAUCAGCACAAAAAACUUGUUGUCAGUAAAGUGAAUCCUUUUCCUCCCAUUGCUGCAUUGUCAUAACUCAUAAUACAAACUCAUUUUUCACUUCUACACUGCCAAGAUUUUGUAAUAAAACAUUUUAUAACAAUUGCA